AUGUACAGCCCCUACGCCCCCUCAAAGCUCUCCCCCGCCCACCUCUACGUCCGCCAACCACACGCCAUCCAGAUCAUCCAGCUCGUAGAGGGCCCCCCGCCCCCACCACGCCGCAUCUCUUCAGUCGUCUACUCCAGCUCAGCUGGCUCCUCCUCCUCCUCCUCCUCCUACCCAUCCACCUCCGACCCAGACUCGGAACACAGCGAGGACUGCUCCUCCUACUGCUCCUCCUACAUGACCCCAGAGCACUCCUCAGAGGACCGCGAGAUCGCCCCCACUUCAGACGACACCUUUGCCAUCCGCAUGAAACGCGUCUGCGACUGGAGAGAAAACCUCACAAAGGCUAUGGGCGCAUCCCCUGGUACGUCUCACCGGAAAACGUAUCCCUGUGAGACUGAUAACGAUAAUCUCUCACAGUCUUCGAAGCGCUCUCGUUCACGAGACGAACAAAGCCCAUCACCAACUCUUUCCGUACAUUCUUGUGCGGCAUGCGAUGCGUCGUUUCCAUCACGGCAAAGUUUGCGCCAACAUGGCCGAACCUCCCAAGCCAGCGACGCUUGCCGAAUAGCUGUCGAAUAUGAUUUCGAGUGA
Messenger RNA from Serpula lacrymans var. lacrymans S7.9, 591 nucleotides. RefSeq lists its product as uncharacterized. NCBI's taxonomy places the organism in Eukaryota, Fungi, Basidiomycota, Agaricomycetes, Boletales, Serpulaceae. The transcript has 3 exons. Bases 1 to 591 code for a protein of 196 amino acids. The record is from RefSeq and is a predicted model, not a curated record.